Molecule: messenger RNA, 846 nt
Organism: Penicillium brasilianum
Lineage: Eukaryota; Fungi; Ascomycota; Eurotiomycetes; Eurotiales; Aspergillaceae
Source: the annotation of a GenBank genome assembly
AUGCAGCAAAGUUCCACCAAGCGCCCACAUCGUUGGAACACCUCGCUGCCCAGGCGAUUAGCUGGAGAUGUAGGUGCGGCAGCAGUAUCGGCGACACUCAUAACACCGAUAAUCACAGUCAUUGACAGAGCCCUCGUUGAGAAGUCCUCAUUCAAUCAACCCAUCAUUCGUGGCCUACGAAAUCAUACACUUGUUGCCCUUAGGAAUCCCGCGCGGUUUGUCUUCCAAGUGCCUUUUGGUCUCAUCUGGACCUUGUACACAGCCACCUACGCGGUUGCAAAUGGAACCGAUACAAUCGGCACAGAGCUGAAAGCUCCCGCGACGGGGAUGAUAACAUUCCUCUCAACAACUAUCGUGAAUGUACCGCUAGGUGUAUGGAAAGAUAUUCGAUUUGCCAAGAUUUUUGGAACACAAAAAGGCCCCGACAGUGUCGAGACGGUGCGAAAGUCGGUCGUGCAGAACAAAGGCAUUGCACGAGCUGCGACGGCCAUGUUCCUUGCUCGCGAUAGUAUUACUAUCUUUGGUUCUUUCACGCUCGCUCCCAGACUUGCAGCUGUGAUACCCGAUGACUUGACUAGUCACCCGCACGCGAAGCCGGUAAUUACCCAGCUGACCGUGCCGGUGUUGACUCAAUUGGUUGCGACGCCGCUACAUUUGUUCGCACUUGACCUUUAUAUACGGCAGCAUCAUGUGCCACUGUCAGAUCGAAUCGUGCAGUCUCAGCGUCAUCUAGGGUCGACUACGGUGUUUCGAUGUAUUCGAAUCAUUCCCGCUUUUGGAUUUGGGUGUUUGGCCAAUAUGGAGUUGAGGUCAAUGUUUCAUGGGAAAUUAGAAGUAGGAACUUGA